AUGUUCUCCAGAUGGAGAAGCUCUCCUACUUCCACGCCAGCAACUGUAGCAUAUCCAAACAAUUGGAGCCGAUCCCACCUAGACAACCUCAGCAAGAUUGUCGUGCGCAAGUACGACCUCCGUAUCAUUCCAUUAGUAUUUCUUGCCUACACUAUAUUCUGGCUCGACCGUUCCAACAUCGCCCUCGCCCGGGUCAACGGGCUGGAGCAGGACCUCGGACUCCAAAGCUCCCAAUUCAAUGCGUCAUUCGCCGUUUUCUUUGCCUUUUACAUCCUCCUAAAUAUCCCAGCCAACAUCCUCUUGCGCAGAAUCGGCGGAGGCACCUUUCUCCCUGCUCUUAUGCUCGCAUGGGGAAUAGCCACUCUCUGCUCGGGCUUCGUUACCAACCUUUCCGGCCUCUGCGCCUCGAGAGCCGCAGUCGGCGCGGCUGAAGCUGGUUUUCUUGGCGGUGUCCUCCUCUGGCUCGGGUUCUUCUACACCAACGAUGAGAUCGUGUCCCGGAUCGGCAUCCUCCUCAGUAGCAUGCCACUCUCCGGGUCAUUGGGUGGUCUCCUGGCCGGUGGCCUCUCACGAAUCCAGGCCGGCUCCUACUCCCGAUGGCCAUGGAUCUUCUUCAUCGAGGGGGCCCUGACCGUCGUGGUCGGCAUCGUUGCGUACUCUGUCAUGCCCGAUACACCAGCCACGGCUUCAUUCCUGACGGGCGAGGAGAAGAUCGCUGCCAAAGCCCGCAUGAUCCUCCUCGACCACCGGUCCUUUGCCCGACGCAUCGCCUUCGUACCAAGCAACAGCAGCAGCAACUCCGAUAUCCCAAAGUCACAACGCAACAGCACGCAUCCAGAAGCAGCCCGAAACGAAACAGUAACCACCAUCAGGUUUUCCACAGCCCUCGAUAUACCCGCCACUAUCAUCGGCGCAAGCUCAGCCGACCGGAUUCACAAGUCAACCUGGAGACGCGCAGUCCUCCACCCCAUCACCCUGUUCAUGACCCUCGGCUGCUUCUUCACCGUCGAGUCGAUAUACGCCUACAACCUCUUUGUGCCCACCCUCCUCGUCGAGAUGGGCUUCAUCGGCGUCAGGAACCCGCUGAUGACCGUUCCCCCCAACCUCUUCGCCUUCCUAUAUACCAUCUGUAUAACUCAAUACUCGCAGCGCUCCCGCCGCGUCGCCCUACCCCUCAUGGUCUCAGCCUGCCUCAGCACGCUCGGCUUCCUCUUCCUCCUCAUCGGCAGCUUCGCAGGCGGCACCGACGCGCAGGGGAAGCCCGUCAUCGUGAAACCCCUGCAGUACGCGGGGACGUUCCUCGCGGGAGCGGGCGUCUCGGCCUCGACCCCCCUCGCCAUGAGCUGGCUAUGCGUCAACGCCAACCCGCACUACGUCCGCGCCAUCUCCCUCGGCUUCGUCAUCGGCGUGGGCAACUUUGCUGCGUUCCUCGCCAGCUACGCUUACAUCAAGACCAGCGCUCCACGAUACGUCGAGGGCCAUUCUAUCAACAUCGCCUUCAACGCAAGUCUUCUGCUUGUAGGUGCGGCUAGUCUCUGGUGGAUGCGCAGGGAAAAUGCCCGUCGGGAACGGGGAGAUCGGGAUCACCGGCUGCAAGAUCUACCACCCGGCGUAUCCAGGACGGAGCACGAGAUGCUUCUAGGGUGGGAUCAUCCACGAUUCCGGUUCCAUAUGUGA
Clonostachys rhizophaga is the source of this 1677-nucleotide messenger RNA. Lineage: Eukaryota; Fungi; Ascomycota; Sordariomycetes; Hypocreales; Bionectriaceae. The record is from the annotation of a GenBank genome assembly.